Molecule: messenger RNA, 4223 nt
Organism: Lineus longissimus
Lineage: Eukaryota; Metazoa; Nemertea; Pilidiophora; Heteronemertea; Lineidae
Product: G protein alpha i subunit-like
Exons: 9
Coding region: 196-1326 (376 amino acids)
Biological process (GO): adenylate cyclase-modulating G protein-coupled receptor signaling pathway
Cellular component (GO): heterotrimeric G-protein complex
Molecular function (GO): guanyl nucleotide binding; G-protein beta/gamma-subunit complex binding; GTPase activity
Source: RefSeq, a predicted model, not a curated record
AGCUAACAUUCGCACCGAUCGGAUAUAUCGUGAUCGAUCUCUUUCGGCUACUUGAAGAAACCAUUGCUAUCUCACUCGGACAAGAGGUGGUGCAAUGUGGAAAAUAAUAUCUCGUUUCCAUAACAACCCAUAGAAGCGCUGACAAGAGCCUUGUGAGAGUUUCAAGGGAUCAAUUGGACUUCGGACAUCCUCGGGAUGCAUCGGCAGAAUAAGGGUGCGAUUGCUCGGAGUCGGAGCAUCGACCACCAGUUGGAUGAGGACAGAGAACGGAGGCAGAAGGAGAUCCAGCUAUUGAUAUUGGGUGGGGCUGGCUCUGGCAAGAGCACCUUCAUCAAGCAGCUCCGUAUUCACCAUGGUGAUGGUUACCCGGAUAUUGAGAGGUCAAAGUUGAAGUCCCAUGUAUAUGACAAUGUGGCAGAUGCAAUUCAUGUGGUACUAGUGAGCAUGCCUAAAUUUAACAUAGAAUUCCAAGAUCCACAUAUACAGGAAAUUGCCGCUAAAUUCCAAAGAGACUGCCCCUGGACGGUCCAUUUGUAUAGGACUGGUUCUCCAGACGAAGAUGAGACAGUUGCAGGGAAAAAAGCACUUUUGCUCUCACCAACAAAUUCAGAAAAGGUCCAGAAGUUUAACAAAGAUUUCAUCACGUUAGUUCGAACGCCUGAAUUCAAGCAGUGCUAUGCAAAGCGGGAGGAGUUUGAGAUCCCUCCAAGUCAAGGAGAGGAAUACUUUCUAGACCAUUUAGACCGCGUCAUGUCAUCCAAUUACAUCCCCACUCUUCAGGACAUCCUCUUCAUUAGAAAGCCGACAUUAGGAGUCCAAGAACAUGCAUUUACUGUAGAUGGACUUGAUUAUAGAGUCAUUGAUGUAGCAGGCCAGAAGAACCAAAGAAAGAAAUGGAUCCACUUUUUCGAAGGUGUUACAGCGGUGAUUUUCUUCGCCUCGUUAAGUGGCUUUGACGAAACUUUAGAGGAGGACCAUAAUUUAAACAAUCUUCAGGACAGCCUACAAAUCUUCAGCGAGGUGUCACAAAAUGAAUUCCUGGACAAAACAGACAUCGUCAUGUUUCUUAACAAACACGACGUACUACUAUCAAAGCUUAAAAAGAAAAGCAUAAAGGGCUGUUUCCCAGAUUAUGAGGGAGAUAAUACGCCGGAGGCUUGCAUAAAAUACAUCAAAGAUGAAUUCUUACGCAAGAGUCCUCAAGGGAAACACAUCUAUACUCAUGUUACCACGGCAACGAACAUUGAACUCAUGAAAACAAUAAUUCAAGACGUGUUACACAUUAUAGUUGAAAUCAACCUCCGAAAAGCCAGUCAGCCAUACUAGUCAGACCCUGUGGAGAUAUUUUGUGACGUUACAAUCGUUUUAUUCAAUGAGAUUAUCGUGAAUACCGGCACAGAAGUAUUGCUGCGCGAGUGAAUACCACUAACGGUUUCUCAUCGAACUCGUGAGGUAGACAACUUUGAUGACUUUUGUAACCAUCGAUAACUUUGUUAUCAUUGUACAAACGGAUUUGAGAGAGAGCUGUGCAUUUAUGGAGUAAACUAUUUAUGGUAUUAUUGACGCAGAGCGGGACUGACGGCAUGAUGAGGUACGAGUGCAUACCGCUGCGGUUUCUAGCAAGCCCAACAAGUGGCCAUUAAGAGAGUUUUUCUAGCACUCGAUGACGUUUGUAUUUUUCAAUGAGAUUAUUGUGACGGUAUAGCGUGGAAAACAUUGCCCGGGAAGCAGUUUUGGUGAUUUCUGCAAAAAUGGAUAUAACAUUGGUGUCAUUGUAAAAAUGGAUCGUGAAUGAGCUGUUCCUUUAUGGAAUUAUCUACUUGUUCAAGGAGAUAAGACAGUGGUGACAUACAGGAUACACAAGGCAAUGCGCAUAUCACAGCCGCUUCUAUUGCUGGCCGAACUUUCCCCGGCAGCACUGGACGACAUUGGUAUUAUUCAAUGAGAUUAUCACAGGGAGGGGAUUGAGGAAGACAUUGUCUGUAGGUCAGGGCUUAUAGACAGCUCACAUUAUCAUUUGUAAGGGGGUACAUUAAGAACAAAAAGAAAUCAGAAGAAGAAGCAUUGCUCCAACUACAGUAUCCUUUAAAGGAUCGUCAAUGGUCCCCACCCCCAAACUGCAUCCUACCAAGGAAGAUUACAAUAUUUUAAAAGUAUUAUUUCUGGGACCAGAAGGUCAAGUAUGUUGUUCAGUGUUUGAUUUCUAAAUGUGUUAUCACUUUAUUAGUCGGGGCCAACACGAAACAUCGUGACAGUCUUGAACGUUGAUGGCGGCUAGUAGUUUCUUUAUUAACGCGACACAAACCCUGAUCUCGAUAUAAUCUUUGUCGAUCUUGAACAAGACAAGUCAUCAAGUUAUCAAAACGAACAAGCUUAUCAGGAUUUACAGGUUUGGAGUACAGCUGGGUGUCAAACUCAUUGGUUUGUCAAUUGGCUGCAGAUGCUAGCACGACCUUCUCAGUUGGUCAAUGGCACAAUCAAAUAUAGGUUACACUGUACUCCGUUGGGCUGUGCAGAGGAACCUCCGUUACAGAUACCUCUCCAGGAAGGAAAAUGAUCUUGGUUACAAGUUGGUCAUUUUGUUCAAAUUUGACCUCUGUAAUCAGGACACCCCUCUAUAAAGGACAACAAUUAUCAAACCCAAGGUGCCCUUAUAUUAAUUCAGGGGUUUUACUCAGCUGUCCUUGGAGUAACCGUCAAAGACUUGUAGGCCUCCUGGAUUAUACUGGGCUGUUAUAUUUGGUAACUUAAGAGGACUUGUCUUGUUAAAGUUGGUCCUAGUUAUGUAUUAUAGAAAGUUGUUGGGUGUUCUUCAGUUAUUCUCUUACUCACCCCAGGAAUCACUUCCUCCACACGGCAUGGACUUUUAUAGGUCUGCGGAUUCUGUUUGGACAUCGGAGAACUAGAAUGGUAUAUUGCUAAAGGAUGCACAAUUUUUGUUACUUUGGUCCUCGCAGUGGGUUAACCUGGUGCUUGGAGUUCCGUCUGUGUUAUACUUGUCAUACCUUAUAGUAGUAAUACAGUGGAACCUAUGUUAGCGGACACCUCUCUAUUAAGGACAACCUCUCUAUUAAGAACACUAGUUUUGGUCCAAAAUUGGUCGUUUCUAUUCAAUUUGACCUCUCUAAUCAGGACAUCUUUCCAUCAAGGACAGCACUUGUCAGUCCCAAGGGUGUCCUUAACAGAGAGGUUCUACUGUACAUAUCAUCAUUACAAACGUGGUUAACAGUCUACUACAAGUGUCUAAUGUGAAUUGGUUCAGUAUCUCCCAACCUACCUUGCAAUAAAACUAUAUCGAUUGUUAUUUUCUCAUAUUUUCAAUGUGCUUUAUGUAUCAUGGUGUACCUGAAAUAGACUUGUACCAAAUACUUCUUCGUUAUGUGUUUUCAGUGGACACGAUGAACAGCUUUGAAUGAUAAAUGGACAUUAUUCCUGUCCACUUGUGCAUAGACCAGCAACGUAAUCAGAUAUACAUGAUUUUCUCGACUCCAGGAGGAAUGCACACAGAACUCUUGAGAUCUUUGCACUUUCCCAAUUGCAAUAUUGCUUGAUCUAAUUUCUUUGAAAUUUCAUGGAUAAAUAACAAAGAAAUAAAACGCCCACGAAAACUAUGGCGGCUUCUUGUCUCCAGACAAUGAACAAAGUGAAAGAGACAAAAUCUUUCAGCUAGCUAGUUUAUUAAUUCAUAAAAAUAUAUACAAAGUUGUUUGCACAUCCAACACAUUUAACUGACUGCAAAUUACAAAAUGUUCAUGUACACAUUGCGAGGUGGCAUUCUUCAAUCAGUGCAAACUAUUUUAUACCACUGAAGUGCUGAGCAUGUACAGGUAUAUACAGGUUGUCUCGGUACAGUUUGAGAGCUUAGGGUCAUCCUCUAUUUCUCAGUUAUUGCGGCUCUCUUGGGACCACCAAGUCUUUUCUUUUUGGCAGGAGGGGGUGAUGUCUCUGGUUGAGGGUUGUUAUUCUCGUCACCAGACACAUCGUCCUGUAAAAUAGAAUUAGAGAUCUGUGACUAGACAUAUUGUCAGAUAUAAAACUGCAUAAGUCACAUUUGAGUAUUUUUCAAACUGCCUAACUCAUCUUGACCCGUUAUGUAUUAAAACCUUCCAGUGAGACACCAAUUCCAUGUUCAUUGUCAUGUUUUUAAACGUUAUUCUUAGUUAGCUGCAAAAUAAAUUUGAAAUCGAUAGGAAAUGAAUAAGUUUUUUCCAUUUUUCUCAAAA